Apodemus sylvaticus (European woodmouse) is the source of this 195-nucleotide messenger RNA. Its product is annotated as zinc finger protein 120-like. The transcript has 2 exons. Bases 1 to 195 code for a protein of 64 amino acids. NCBI's taxonomy places the organism in Eukaryota, Metazoa, Chordata, Mammalia, Rodentia, Muridae. The record is from RefSeq and is a predicted model, not a curated record. Gene Ontology annotation, biological process: regulation of DNA-templated transcription.
AUGGAUGUUCUGACCUAUGAUGACGUGCAUGUGAACUUUACUCAGGAAGAGUGGGCUUUGCUGGAUCCUUCUCAGAGGAGUCCCUACAAAGGUGUGAUGCCAGAGACCUAUAGGAAUCUCACAGCUAUAGGCUACAUUUGGGAAGAACAUACUGUUGAAGACCAUUUUCAAAGUUCUAAAAGUCAUGGAAGGUAA